Pristis pectinata (smalltooth sawfish) is the source of this 4837-nucleotide messenger RNA. Its product is annotated as heparan-sulfate 6-O-sulfotransferase 1-like. The record is from RefSeq and is a predicted model, not a curated record. Gene Ontology annotation, cellular component: membrane. The transcript has 2 exons. The coding region runs from base 801 to 2027 and encodes 408 amino acids. Gene Ontology annotation, molecular function: heparan sulfate 6-sulfotransferase activity. Lineage: Eukaryota; Metazoa; Chordata; Chondrichthyes; Rhinopristiformes; Pristidae.
UAUCUUCCCAUUUGCUUUUAUCAGCUUUGGCACAUGGUGUUUGGGGAUGCAAAAUCUACUUCCAGGAUUUGUCUGGGCGAUUUGAUUUUGCUUUUGUUUCCGCGUACUUCUUCCAGUUGGUUUUAUUUGCAGAGGCGAAAGAGAGAGAGAGACAGAGAGAGAGCAAGAGAUUUCGCCGCCAGUCGAUGAACCGCGCUGGAUCCACAGGACGUGGCCCGAGUGAGACAGCGGCUGCUGGGACGCGCAGAGCCUGUAGUUCUCGGCAACUCCUGGUGCGGGCGUGCCCCGCAACCAAACUGGUUUUACGUGCAAUUCGCUGCCCCCACCUCUUCCUUCUCUCUCUCUCUCUCUCUCUGUUUUUUCCCUAUCAGGUUGGAAAGCAGUGUGGCCGCUGUGCAUGCUGGGCUCAGAUUGCAGAGCAGGAUGGUGAUGGUGGUAACAGGAGUUGCAUUAGAGGAGGAAGCGGUCCGAGAGGCGGCGGUGCGAUGUGGAUGUCGGUGUGCAAGUUGUGUGCGUGUGUCCACGUGUUGAGUGAGUGUCACCGAGCCGGCUAGCCGCAGCCUCCUUCAGUUUCAGCAGGCGAGCCCCCAGGUCAGUUUCACUCUGGUUACUUUCAGCUACGUUGUAACCAACGCAUCACAGCCCUGGCCACGCCGGGGGAGGGCUGUUUGAUUAUCUUCCUACUCUAUUCCCCACCGCCGAAAAGGAAAAGGAAAAAAAAGACACCUCAGUGUUUGUCAGCCGGCUGGAAGCGUUUGUUACAAAGCCAUCCCUGCAUCUCCUCAGUGAGAUGGUAACCCAUGAAGCUCACUGUAAAGAACAUGGUUGAAAGGACCAACAAAUUUAUUCUGAUUAUUGCUGGAUUCGCAAUUUUCAUGAUGAUCGUUUUCCAGUACGUUUGCCCUGGGACCAACUGUAGGAUCUCGGGACCCAGGGGUUUCCAACAAGAUGAAGCAGUGGAUAUCUUCCCUACCCCCGACCCACACUACGUGAAGAAAUACUACUUCCCAGUGCUGGACCUGGAGAGGACGGUGGAUUUUGACAUCAAGGGGGACGACGUGAUCGUUUUUCUGCACAUCCAGAAGACGGGGGGCACCACGUUUGGUCGGCACCUGGUGCAGAACGUCAAGCUGGAGGUGCCCUGCGAGUGCAAACCGGGCCAGAAGAAAUGUACUUGUUACCGACCCAACCGCAAGGAGACCUGGCUCUUCUCGAGAUUUUCCACCGGCUGGAGUUGCGGCCUGCACGCUGACUGGACCGAGCUCACCAACUGUGUACCCGGAGUGCUGAACAAGAAGGAAAGCAAGAACAGAACUUCGAGGAAAUUCUAUUACAUCACCAUGUUAAGAGAUCCAGUUUCACGCUACCUUAGUGAGUGGAGACAUGUCCAACGAGGAGCCACGUGGAAGACAUCUCUCCAUAUGUGUGACGGCAGGACACCAACGCCCGAGGAGUUGCCAUCUUGCUAUGAGGGGAAUGAUUGGUCAGGUUGCACACUUAAGCAAUUCAUGGAUUGUCCAUUCAAUCUGGCUAACAAUCGCCAGGUGAGAAUGCUAGCCGAUCUCAGCCUGGUGGGCUGCUACAACAUGUCCUUUAUUACUGAGAGGAAGAGGGCUCAGAUACUUUUGGAAAGCGCCAAGAAGAACCUCAAAGAUAUGGCUUUCUUUGGUUUGACUGAAUUCCAAAGGAAAACGCAGUAUUUGUUUGAGAGAACUUUUAAUUUACAGUUCAUUAAACCCUUCAUACAGUUCAACAGUACCCGUGCAUCAGGUGUGGAGACUGAUAAUGAGACAAUCCAUAGGAUUGAGGAGCUCAAUGACCUGGACGUGCAACUGUAUGACUAUGCAAAAGACCUUUUCCAACAGCGGUUCCAGUACAAGAGGCAGUUAGAAAGGAUGGAGCGGCGGAUACGGAAUCAGGAGGAGCACCAUCAGCAGAAGAUUGCUGAGGAACUGCCCAAAGAGGAAAUGGAAGAACAGGGACGAGUGCCCACAGAAGAUUACAUGAGCCAUAUUGAGAAAUGGUAGCCAUGGUGCACCAUGGCUUGCAUCAAGUUCUUAAAACUUUUGGUCUUCUAGAUCAUAACAAAUCUUGGAGGUUGAAAGAAAAUUUUUAUGUCUGUAAUUUUGAAAUGAAUCUGUAAAACAGAGAUGUUUGCUUCAGAGCAGUAUGGGUCUUUCUCGACCAACUAGGUGCACGUGGAUCUGGAAACAGAAUCAAGCCAGAUACUCCGGCUGGUCAACAAUGUGAUCAAAAGGCAUGAUCCAAUGACCCAAUGCAGUGGAUGUGUUUGGAGUUAUGAACAAUGGAUAACAAAACUUUCCAACUGCAUUGUGACACCUGUAAACAUAUCCUCCAACAGGAAACUAAUUGUGUUUGCUUCAGCUUAGUAACUCAUACUGUUUAACUCUCGACAUGAUAUGCAGUUGUGUUCAUUUUACUGUUUCAUGGUUUUGAAUAUUUUAAAAUUCUGGGUUGAGAUUUUGUACAACCACUGGCCAAGUGAACCACUGAGUAAGAGCAUUCCCAGUCAAAUUUAAUCCAGUCAUUUCUGCUCUAAACCAGUCCAGUCUUUCUUUCUUUCAAUUUUUGCUUUCCAACUCCUUUCCUGAAGGUCUUGAUUCUAUCACUAGAGUAUUGAUCCAUGGACAUCGGUUGCCCACCCUUUCCUCAUCCAAAUGCUCGUGAUAUCCUUGAUGUGAAUGUGGCCAGUUAUCCAACAAUGAAGAGGACAUCCUGGCCAAGCCUGAUGCGGUCCAUAGACAGCACCCACACAGCAGUCACCAUAUAUUAAGCAAGAGUGAGAACCUUGCCUGAUUUUUUUUUUGUUUUGUUUGUUGUCCUUUCCAUUUUUCUCUUUCCUAAACCUGGAAUGCUGUGGCCAGUCGUACAUCCCUUGCCUUGGAUGAGAUCAGCUAACUAACCACAGACUAGAGAUCAAACUGUUGGACCACCUUGAUCUGUGUGACUUUUGUCCCUGAGCCCGGUUGAAUUAUCAGUGGUCAUGUUCAAAUUACUCUGUGUUCAGUUUAUUAAUGCCAUUUUACAGUUGUGCACACACUCAUCUCAUCUGAGCCUGUCGUUGAGGAAACUUAGUAUGUUGAGCAAAUUCAUGCAGGAAACAAUAAGAUUAUUUUAUUUCUGCAUAGUAAUGGGAAUUCCUUUUUACUCUUUUUGUCAGGACUUAAGCUUAAACAUAAAGUUUAAAAAGAAUGAAUGUUGUACUUUUUAUAAUUUUCUCAGCCAUUCUGUAAUAAUCCACUUAAUCUUUUCAACAUUAUAAGUCAUGAACCUCCUCACGCCAUUUUUGUUGGUUGUUCAUGCGAGGCACCAUACUGAAAGCAGCUCUAAACGUAUGUAUGGCAUUUUCUGAAAGACACCAAACAAUUGGGUCCCCUACAACCAGCCAUCUUAAUCCAUAACCUUGGUCUAAAAGAAGUGAUGCAUACUUUUGUUACCAGAUAAUGGAAGCAUGUCCCGGGACACAAUUCAUAUACAGUAUCAGGUUACUUUCUUAAUUGGGAUUAACUUGAUUAUUCUUGAGCUUGUUUCUUUGAAAACUGAUUUUCAGUGUCAUAAUGUGGAAGUCCUAAUGGUACUUUUUUACAAAUCCAUCAUCAGCUCUGACUGAUCGUGGAAAAUGCUUAUUUAGAAGGGUAUAAUCUUAGUUAACCCAUUUUUAAACAUGAUAAAGCCAUAGCAUAUUUUAUAGUUGUACCGUAUGAAGGGAGCAGGAUGCCAUCAUAUUUCUUACCCUCCCUUUUUUGAUUACUCAAGAUCUUGGGUAAUUUCUCAGUACCAGUUCAAAAAAAGGAAACAACCAGAUUAAAUGGGGUGAAUGAAUUUAUUUGUGCUCACCACUAUAUACUUCAGCAUCUACAAUCUAAGACACACACACACACACACACACACACACACACACACACACACACACUCUUUUAUUUCAGAGAAAAUUUAAAUGUCAAUUUAAAUGUAAAUUCCAUCUGUACAUGAACUGUUGUGGCUCCCUUUGUUUCAGAUAUGAGAGUCAUUGGAGAUGUAAAAUAUUCCAAAUUUGGGUAAUAAGUUAUUUGUUAUACUCAAAAACCCGAGAAAUAAUGGAGUAGGCUGCUACUCAGUGAUAACAGAUGAUGCCCUUUUUUCUCUGUGCAGGUUUUGGAAGGGAUCAUCUUGUCAAGCAAUCUACAUUUAUGAAUGCAAAAUCUGUGUAAUCUGGAUAUAAAUACUGCUGCUUUUGAAAUCCUAAUUUACUCUUAUUUUUGCUCUAUUGUUGUCAAUGUUCAAAGGGUUUUUACCUCCAUACUCCACCAAGGUGAAGGUACAGUACCAGGGGCUGCUUAGGAUUGUUUUUUAUGUUGUGCUUAUCCAGCCUUCAUGAUGAAUCAUUUUGCCUGGGUGCACUUGAUUUCAACAAAUGCAGUAACAUUUUGGGAGCCAAGUUUGUUCCUGUUUAAAUUGCUGCAAAGCCAUAUAGGGAGUCUCACUGAUUAAUGAGAAUGAACAGACCAGUGACCACUCAGUGCAAUUUUCUUUUCCCCAGGUACCAAACUCCUGCAUUUAAAGGGGAGCUGUCAACUUUGUAGUGAGUACUUGGGUAGGCUCUGUUUCUGGAACAGUUGCAGGUUUCAUAUGUUACUGUUUGAUUAAAGAAAAGACAAAUAACUUGUAGUCGCAGAUGUGAUUGGUAAUGCAGCUAUGUAAUCAUGCUCUCAACAGACCUGCCGGCUGUUACUCAUAGGGAGUAAUGGGCUUAUAUUUCUGGGUGAAAAUUUUAACAUGUUUUGAUAUAUGUCACUGGGAAACAAAUGGAUAAAAUAAAUGAAUAUGUUUAAAUGGC